This is a messenger RNA of Parastagonospora nodorum SN15, 1905 nucleotides long. RefSeq lists its product as hypothetical. Lineage: Eukaryota; Fungi; Ascomycota; Dothideomycetes; Pleosporales; Phaeosphaeriaceae. The record is from RefSeq and is a predicted model, not a curated record. The transcript has 3 exons. Bases 1 to 1905 code for a protein of 634 amino acids.
AUGUCAACUAUGCCAGUCAUCAAGAAGGAAGGAAGCCCGGAGCCGCCAAUCGCAUCAAUUGCGUCCGCUGUCUCCUCGAGUGAGCUCUCGAAGAGGGCGCCAAUGUCGGCACCCCGCCAUAUCCCUAGCAAGGAACGAGAUGCCAGUAUGUUGCAGCCACAGCGAACCAUGCUGCCGCCUCCGCGACCAGCUAGGAAGCCUUCCUUGGUAGCCAGAACGCCACACCUUGCUCGGUCGGCGUACACUGGCAGCUCUCCCCAUAAGUUUGCGCUGCAAGUGCUUGGUAACAACAGCAGUCGUCUCAAUGUUCCUCCACCGGUGUUCUCGAGCCUUUCGUCUCGACGUGGUCUUGCCAUAGCAACGGGUCGCGUCAACAAGACAACAGCGUCGACAACUGCAACGUGCAACAAAACACCAAACUUGCCCAAGAUUACACAUCUCACGAAACACAUCAAACCUAAAAAGUACACAACGAAAACGAAAGCGAAACGCGACACAAUGGAUCAGCGCGAUUUCGCUAAUGGCGGUGAUUACUUUGGCGGAGAUGAGUUUCUCGACUUCCCGCCUAUGAUGCUGCAAGGCGUAGAACAUGACGAUGUCGUUACCGUUCCUCGCGAGCAGCUCGAAGAACUACAGUAUUCUGUACAGACACUGCAUCAUGCCAACGCUACCAACGAGCAGAAGUGUAAGUCAAAACCCCCAGAGCGUAGUUCAGGACAUCGCACCCCACGCUGGCCAAGCCAGAACGUGAGCGAUGCCAUGGAGCCGUCUUCAACCUCUUUGGUUUGUCCUCAUGCUGACUACUUUACAGUGCAAGAACAGGGCCACUUGAUUGUCGAGCUGGUGGGCUUUAACCGGAGAACGCAUAUCGCCCUUGAAGAGAUCCAUGAGCGCAUGAGGAGUCUUGGACCCGCGACACCCCUCCAGAUGCACCAGGAGCCGAGCUCUGCACUCGGUACUCCGUUCCAGCCAAUGUCUGCCUAUCACGCUUCUAACGAUGAUCGCUCAAGGAGUCCUUCGCCAGAUCGCAGCAACUAUAGGGCGCGAGACGAGCCAGGCAAAGUCAGAAAGGGCAAGGGCCGUAAGGUAUUGGAGAUUCAAAUUCCGGGCAAGAUGUAUGCAGGCUCUGCCAUAGGCUUGCCGACCCCACUUACACAGUCUGCGGGAUUUAUGGAUCGUUCUCCCGUUACACCCCUCACGCCUGGCCGCACUGGUCCCCCGAGCGGUUCGAAGAAGCCGAAUACCUGCAUCAACAAGCGCGGAAUUCAUAACUUGGACAAGAUGGUGGCGCCUAUGUACGCGCAACUUCCACUCCUGCCUCUGACUGAUACCGAGAUCAUUGUGUACUUCUUCAACAGCCUCCGUCGGCCGAUCGUGGCUUUGCGCUUGUACGCGCGGGGAUGGGGCCCGGCGGCAAUCAGCGAUACUGUCAACGAGUACAGGAUGGUAGAGCCGGCAUAUCUUCGCAACACUUGCUCGGUUAAAUGCACCACUGCAAUCAAGAAGGGCCAUGAGAAGUAUGGCGCCGAGUGGGAGGCGGAAACAAGAGCCAUCUUCGCAAGCCAAGCCACCCUCGAUGAUAAGGCUACGGACAUGAUCCGCCUGGACAGUAGCGAGCAGGAGCUUGCAGUCGACUUUGAGCUGCGUGCGCUCUGUAGCGGCCUUCGCAAGCACCCCGGAAAGGAUCAAGGUGGCAUCUUCACUCGCUGCGUGCAGUGGUGCGAGGAAUACGACGCCGACUACAAAUUGUCCAACGUCUGGGAGUUAGCCGACGACCUCAACGCUGGCCGUGUUCCGAGCCGAUUUGCUAGUGUCGCUGAAGAUGAAUCUAUUUCACGCGCUGCAACCGAGGACACAGAUGACUUUGUCAUUGGCAAGGAUACGGAUGCCUCGUCUCAAGAAUAG